Molecule: messenger RNA, 519 nt
Organism: Penaeus monodon (black tiger shrimp)
Lineage: Eukaryota; Metazoa; Arthropoda; Malacostraca; Decapoda; Penaeidae
Product: RYamide receptor-like
Exons: 5
Coding region: 1-519 (172 amino acids)
Biological process (GO): neuropeptide signaling pathway
Cellular component (GO): membrane
Molecular function (GO): neuropeptide receptor activity
Source: RefSeq, a predicted model, not a curated record
AUGGCGACCAAUCACACGUUCGAAUCCCUGCAUCCGGUCUACGCGAACGACUCCGCGAACGCCUCCACCUUCCUCGUUCACGAGUCUUCCGUCAGAUGCUACCUCAUCAACCUGGCAGUGUCGGAUAUCACCAUGGCAACAUUCUGCAUCCCCUUCUCGUAUACCAGCUUCAUGUUCCACCGCUGGAUAUUUGCACCGGAGUUUUGCAGAAUAGUGGCGUUUAUGCAACACGUAAGCGUCACCUGCAGCGUGUACACCUUGGUGGCCAUCGGAGUGGACAGGUACAAGGCGCUGAUCCACCCUCUGAACACGCGCUGGACCAAGUCGCGCGCCCGCCUCGUCAUCGGCGGCAUCUGGCUCUUUUCCGUCGUCAUCUCGCUCGUGCCGCUCAUCGUGUCCGAUUCCGUGCGCUACGACUGGGACGGAGAGUGGUACUACGAGUGCAAAGAGAACUGGCCUAAGACGCAGGACGAACUGUACGAAAAACCUACACGUCGCCUCACUCCCUCGCGCUCGUAG